Molecule: messenger RNA, 658 nt
Organism: Drosophila novamexicana
Lineage: Eukaryota; Metazoa; Arthropoda; Insecta; Diptera; Drosophilidae
Exons: 2
Coding region: 117-584 (155 amino acids)
Source: RefSeq, a predicted model, not a curated record
UCAGUUUUAGUGAAGCAGGCUAGUAAAUCAAAAUUCCAAAUUUACAAUGAAAAGCGAGAUUUUAAAUUUGCUUAUUUUGAGUAUGCUGCAGAGCCAAUUAAAAGGAGAAACCCGUCAUGACAACAGUUUGCAAAAAUACUAUUACCAAGUCAUUGGCUAAGCAAUGGAAAGAUCUAAGAGCUCCAGAGGGUACUCCGUACACAGUGUGGCAAACCUCAGAAACUGGAAAGCUUGUUUUAUUGGUGUCAUUUCACAAAUCGCCCCUCUUCGACUGUGGCUUGCUAAUGUUAAAAUUGAAGGGGGGGGAAUUCACAAUCACAGCUAAAACUUUACAGGAGGCAAAAAACUUUUACGUUUACCAGUCUGAUUUGAAACACUCAGAUAUACACUGCCUCCACAUUGAUUUGGUCUAUCCAGCAGCUUUACGCGCCCAUUGCGAGAACAGGAAGGGUGACAAUUUCGAGGAGGCUAAUACACCGAUACUGCAUUACAGCCGCUACGAUUAUCAAGUAAAUAUUGGGGAUAUGCCUAUUAUACCGGAAAUGUUGGUUCUUCUAUCAGCUGUUGUUCUUAUAUCAGUUUAAAUGCAUUUAAUCAAGUAUAAACGUAUCAAAUAAAGUUCAUAAAAGCGCACAUUUUGUGAUGCUAUGGUAUUCCA